Molecule: messenger RNA, 663 nt
Organism: Larimichthys crocea (large yellow croaker)
Lineage: Eukaryota; Metazoa; Chordata; Actinopteri; Sciaenidae
Exons: 3
Biological process (GO): centrosome cycle; regulation of Golgi organization; positive regulation of microtubule nucleation
Cellular component (GO): Golgi apparatus; centrosome
Molecular function (GO): molecular adaptor activity
Source: RefSeq, a predicted model, not a curated record
UGUGAGCAGGCUGCAGAGCUGUAUCUGGUGAUUGAAGAACAGAAUAAGAUGCUGUGUUCUCUCAAAGAGCUCGCCAACCGCAACCAGCUGCAGCAGCUGCAGGUAUCUGGUGCAGAGAGUGUUCGAGGUCAGGGCGAGGUCCUGGCUCUGCAGGCGUCUCUCUUCCAGGCUCAGCUGGAGCUCCAGGCCGGGCAGCGCUCGCAGCGGCAGGCGGCCAGGACGCAGGAGGACCUGAACCGAGCCCUGCAGAGGCUGGACAAAGACCUGCAGGGGGCGCUGCAGCACAGGAGGGAGACAGAGAGACACAACCAGGACCUGCAGCUCGCUCUGGAGAAGGCUCGAUCGGCCCUGCAGGAGAGAGAGGAGCAGCUGAGGGCGAGCGAGCACGACAGACUGAGGCAGGACGAGGAGAGAGAGAGGAGCAUCAGAGAGCUGAGGACCUCCCUGCUGACCAGAGAGCAGCCGAAGCGUUCUGCAAGGCCAAGAACGUCAACGACAAACUUCGGCAUACAACACGGAAACAACACCAUCUGCACCACACACUGGAACACAUCACUGCCAUCACACUCGCAACUCUGCACAAAUGCCACACAACACACGAACACAACACUGCACAACUGCAACACACCCCUGACAACACUGCUCACUAACCACGGCAACGCU